Messenger RNA from Rhincodon typus (whale shark), 6716 nucleotides. RefSeq names its product ras-related protein Rab-37. Gene Ontology annotation, molecular function: GTP binding; GTPase activity. Bases 368 to 1066 code for a protein of 232 amino acids. Gene Ontology annotation, cellular component: endosome; Golgi apparatus. NCBI's taxonomy places the organism in Eukaryota, Metazoa, Chordata, Chondrichthyes, Orectolobiformes, Rhincodontidae. The transcript has 9 exons. The record is from RefSeq and is a predicted model, not a curated record. Gene Ontology annotation, biological process: regulation of exocytosis; protein secretion.
GCAACUUGCAGAGUUGGUUGGUGCCGAGUCUUGGAGCUCCCUGCCCCUGACAGAGUUAAACUGAAAGUGAAUCUGAGCUUGUCUGCUGCUGCUGACAUCCUCCUGGUCCCUCCCACUCGGUGAUCACCUGUAGUUGAGAGAGAGAGAGAGGGGCUCAGGCAGUGAAGGUGCAGUGUAGCCUGCCUGCGCUGGACAGUGGACAGUGGACAGUGGACAAUGGCACUGCCUCUGGCCGGAGCCCACUGUCCCAGCUCCCGCUGACCGAUUGAGCUGUUCAGUUCCCGGGAGCUCUCCCUCCUUUCUGCCGCCCUGAUACAGCUUUCGUCUCGUGUUUCUCCUUCCCUCUCUCUCUGUCUCCAGACCUGCCAUGCCUCGCAAAAAGAGUUCCCAUGUGAGACAGGCGAGCAGAGAGCUGCCAAACGGAGCCCCGAAACCCCCCCUUCGCCGAUCCAGAUCCUACAGUGAGGUUCACGACCUGACCUAUAAGGUCAUGUUAAUUGGAGAUUCUGGCGUGGGCAAGACCUGCUUCCUAGUCCAGUUCAAAGAUCGUGCUUUUUUAGCAGGAAACUUCAUCGCCACAGUCGGGAUAGACUUCAGGAAUAAGGUGGUGGUUGUGGACGGGGUCAAAGUCAAGCUACAGAUCUGGGACACAGCCGGACAGGAGAGGUUUCGCAGUGUCACUCAUGCCUACUACAGAGAUGCUCAAGCACUGCUGCUGCUGUACGAUAUCACAAGCAAAUCAUCAUUUGACAACAUCAGGGCCUGGUUAACCGAGGUACAUGAAUAUGCACAACAGGAUGUGGUCAUCAUGUUGCUAGGUAACAAGGCUGACAUUACCAGUGAGAGAGCCAUCAAGAGAGAAGAAGGCGAGAAAUUGGCCAGGGAAUAUGGAGUUCCUUUCAUAGAGACCAGUGCCAAAACUGGUAUCAAUGUUGAGCUGGCAUUUCUGGCUGUGGCUAAGGAGCUGAAACACAGAUCCGUCAACCAACCAAAUGAACCCAAAUUCCGAAUCCACGAGUACAUCGAAUCUCAGAGGGAAAAGUCCAGCUGUUGUGGCUUUGAAUAAGGGGCUGUUCUGAUUGGAGGACUCAGGGCUCAGAGUAGCAAUCGGCUUAAUUGAUUGGCUCUGAAAGAUUAGUGAAACAUGCACUAUUUGUAAAUUGGCAAUCAUGGUCAGCAGUGUAUCCAUCCUGUAUCUAUCCUGUACCAACCCAGUACCCAUCCUUUACCCAUCCUGUACCUGUUGGUAGCACUUAAUACCCAUCCAGUACCCAUCCUGUAUUCAUCCUGUACCCACCCUGUACCUGUCCCAUAUCCAUCCCUCCAUCCCAUGUAUGUGCCCCUGCCCUGCAUCUAUCCAUGCCUAUCUCAUACUGGUCCUGUUUCCCAUGUCUACAUUAUCCAUAUCCAUCCUAUACCAAUCCCAUCCAUUAUCCACUCUGUGCCCAUACCUAUCCAGUACUAUUUUCCAUUCAGUUGACAUCACAUACCCAUAUUUGUGCCAUGCUCUUCGCAGACCAUUCCUGCCCCAUAGCCACAUCCAAACUAUUCUAUACCCAAAUCCUGUAUCUAUCCCUGGUUAAUAUGCUUUCUGUGCCUGUCCAUUCUGUACCUGUACCACGUGAUGUGAGAUCUAUAACACAAAACAGAUUCUCUGCUAGUCGGGACAUCUGCACCUCCCCUGGGAUUCUGAGAGAUUCUGGAUCGAAGAAACUCUCCCGCAUCCUGAUUGGCCAGCUUGCUGGAGGUGAGCAAGAUCCUGCAAUGGGAAUUGUUAUGACAGAUAUCUCUUUAAUGGUUACUGGUAUUUUAUCCCUUUCUGAUAUCACCUCAAGACAGGUAAGCAGCUGGAUGCAACCUAUCACGCUGGUCUCCACAGUUACCUGCUCCUUCACAGGCAAAUUAUUGACCAUGAUGACCUAGGGGUCCCUUCCACCUCCCUUCACCAUCCACCUCUCAGACUCACCACUGUCCACACUACCUACUGUGUCCCUGUGGAGCCUAACAGCACUCAGGCCAGAGCAGUGGGUACCCACUGGGUUCCAUGGGUAUCAGGUGCCCUUUCACUGACCCUGCAGGUCUGAGAUGAAGGUUGCUGUCAGACCUGUUUAGUCCCCGGCUUUCCUCAGCUCCCACUCAAACCCCUCCAUUACUGCUCUCUGGCCCAUUACCCAGCCAGUGGUUUUCCUGCAGAGCUGUCUACAACUGAAGCCUUGGAGUUUCACAACAUUACUGGAGCAGGGACCCUCAGCGCAUGAACUGGAUGGUCCAGCUGGAGAGAUCCAAGGACAUUGGGUGUUCAGGGAUGAUAGCUGGCAAUUCAUACUCGACAGUGCCCCUCACAAUCAAUCUCCGGCUUCGAAAGGGAAAGCAAUGUAGAUUGAUUGGCAUCAAGGGAUAGGGAAUAGUAGUAUUGAAGGAGAUGAUGAGCCAUGGUCUAAUUGAAAUCUGCAGCAAGCUCGAAGGACCGAAUGGCCUAUGCCUGAUCCUAUUUUUUGUGUUCAUGUUCACCCAAGUGACACUGGGUCCGAAAGAAUUAUGUCUGCUUUGGCUUAUGAUCUCCUGAAUGUGGCAGACAAAAUUAUCAGUGACCUUAUCAAGACGUUUAAAGGAAUUGAAGUGAUAAAUGGAGAGAAACUGUUUCUUCUUUCUUGGGGUGAUUCCAGAACAUGGGAGGACAAUCUUCAAAUUUGAGCCAGCUCACUCAGGGCUGGUGGCAGCAACCAUUCCUUUCUCACAGAGGGGAGUGGAAGUCUGGAAUCCACUCUUCCAAAAAGCUGUGGUGGCUGGAGGCAGGUGUCAACUGAAAAUUUCAAACUGGGAGCGAUUUUUUUUUUGUGAGGCAAGGGUCAAAAUGGAGUUAAGCUAUAGAUCAGCCAUCGCAGGCUUGAGGGGCCGAAUGGACUCCUUCUGUUCCCAUGCUGCCUGAAAGUCCAGUUUUUACUAGCUGCCCAUUCUCACAUUCACACAGACGGCACUGGCCAUUGGGUUUCAAGCCGUGUGGAUGCGGAGCAGCUUAGUUCAGAGAUUUUCCCUCUGCCCCAGUUUGUGUGGGACAUAGACUGAUGUACACAGACCACAGUACAAAUUAACCCUUCUCAUCUCUAAACCUCUUCCCCAACCACCAUUCCAUCCACAUGUUCAGUGUUUAUGAAGGCCGUGCAGAGAUCGUGAUGUACUGUGCAAACCAUGGCAAAACAGACAGUUCAGACGCCAUCUUGCUGUGCCCUCCUGUUAUGCCAUGCUGUUUGUUUCUGUUUUUAAGCAUGAUUUUAAAUAAAGUCACGUGUUUCUUUCUGGGUGGCGGGGGAGGUGCAAGUCAGCUGAUAGACAUUUUAUACAUAUCUCUAGAUGCAGCUUUUUAAUCUUGGGAUGAAACUGUACAUAAAAGAAAAACAUGUUUGCUUUGUACUGGGUAAUGAGAUUACUGUUCUGAUGUAUUAUUUGUUUCACUGAAAGUUUCCUCAGUCGUGUAGCUUUUGAAAAAAAAUUAAUUGUGCCUAAGACAGAGAUUGAUGUAUUAGAGUUUCCAGGCAAGCGUCCUUUGACUUAUUUAUGCCAAAAAUGGAGGUGUCCCUCACAUUACCGGUGUUAGCCCAUCCUUGACAUCUCCCCACAUUGUCACAGAAGAACACUCUUGUGAAGUGGUUUAUCAGCCUCACCCCACCCUUCCCCACCAAUCAUUCCUUCUGCUAUUUCAGCCUUCAAUUGUGCCAAACUCACUGAUGUCAGGGGUCCUCAUGUCAACCUGUCACUCCUCUCCUGGUCCUUAAACUGGCUAAGUUUAAGUUUUGUUAGUUUAUUCAUGAAGAGAAUUGCUUCCAGUGAUCGAGGGCCAGAAACCAGAGAACACAGAUUGAAAGUAUUGACAAAAUACCAGAGGAGAGACAAGAAUUUCUCUUUUAUGCAGUGAGUCAUGAUGACUGGGAAUAAAGAUGUGCCAAAAGAUCAUGGAAACAGGUUCAGCAAUUGCAUUGAAAAAUGGACAAAUACUCGAUGAGAAAAAUGUGCGCCAGGCUUUCGGGAAAGACCAAAAGAGGAGAAUAAUGAAAUCAUUCUUUCAGAAAGCCAGAAUGGGCACAAUUCCUGCACUGUACGACUCUAUAUUGGGGAGCAGUAGUUAGCCAGCACCCAGUUUGUGAUGUAGUAGCAGCGAUUUGUCAGGAAACACUGGCUGAGAGAAAAUCUCCACAGUGUGAGGUUCUGAGAAAGACUGAGUUAAGAGAGUACCCAGUGCGAUGACACUCUGUCCCUACCUUAGCUGGUUUGCUUCUGAACCCUCUCAAUAAAUCAUUUACCAUCCCCAGACUGGACCAUUCCAAAGAUUCCCAAUCCUGUCUUCAAUCUUGUGUCCUGUUUGACAAACUUAUUCAAGAUUUUUGAGGAUGCAACGAAUAAAGGGGAGUCAGUAGAUAUAGUGUGCUCUGGUUGAAUAUCCAAACAUCACUCGAUAAACUCCAUGCAGAAGUCUAAUACGUUAGGGCUAAUGGUGUUGGAGUAAGAUAUUUGCAUGGAUAGGGGUUAGAUUAAUAGGUAGGAAGCAGAGUGUAAGCAUAAAUCGAGCAUUCAAGUUGCAGGCACAAGGAUCAGUGCUCAGGUACCCAGCUAUUUAUAAUCCAGGUUAAUGGCUCAGACAACAAGUAAUGUUCGCUGAUAUGAUUCAAGGAGGAAAUGUAAGUUGUGAAGAGGUCACAAAGGUUAAGAAAAGCAGAAUAUUUUUAAAAUUCAUCUGUCUGCUAACCUACCACAUUUCUUACUCACAAGUCUGUCCAAACAUUACAUUAUCAGUUUUAUGAAUUUUAAAAAUAUUCUGCUUUUCUGAUAUGAUGACCAAAGUGAAUGAUUUCACACUUCCUCACUUCAUCCUCUCUCUGUCACCUUGUUGCCUAUUCUCUUAACCUGCAUGUAUCUCUUUGUGACCUCUUCACAACCUACAUUUCCUCCUUGAUUUAUAUCAUCAGCGAACAUUACUCACUGUCUGAGCCAUUAACCUGGAUUAUAAAUAGCUGGGUUUACCUGAGUAUCGAUCCUCGAGCCUGCAAUUUGAAAAUACUCCAUUUAUGCUUACGCUCUGCUUCCUGCCUAUUCACCUAACCCCUAUCCAUGCGAAUACCUUACACAACUCUAUGAGCCACAAUGUGUCUUAGACUUUUGCAUGGCAGCUUAUCAAGUGACAUUUGGAUAUUCAACUGCAGCAUACUACAUGUACUGGGUCUCCUUUAUCUACCUUCAUUGCAAAGGGAUUAGACUAUGAGAAUAAAGAAUGCUGUUAGAACUGUCCAUCGUUUUGUGAGAUGACAUCUGAAAGUCUGAACCACACUAAAACACAGCACAGUCUCUAGCUAAGGAACUGAUCGUUUAGGUCUGAGAUGAGGAGAAUUUUUUUUCACUCAAAGGGUUGUGAAUCUUUGGAAUUCUGUAGCCCGGAAGUUGGUGGGUUCUGAAGAAGGGUCACUGGAUUUAACUCUGCUUAAUCUUCACAGAUGCUGCCAGACCUGCUGAGAUUUUCCAGCAAUUUCUGGGCUUUUUUCCCUUAUUUUCAGUAUCUGCAAUUCUUUAGGGUUUCUUUGUUUGAGUGAUGGAGGUUUCAUUUUUGAGUAUUUUUAAGACAGAGAUAGUUGGUCUCUCGGGAAAUCAAGAGAUAGGAGGAGCAAGUGAGAAGUUUGAUUUAAAGUGCAAGAUCAGCCAUGAUCAUAUCAAAUAGUGGAGCAGGCUUGAUUUUCUGAAUCAGAAUCUGAAUCAUUGACUAAUGCUGCUCCUGUUUCUUAUGUUCAUCUUCUGCCAUCCUGAAAUCAGCCAUAACUUGUACCAAGUCCUGUUCCACCACUGCACUCACUGACCACGAGUUAACUGUCUCAAUCCCUCUCUGUAUCUCCUCCAACUCUGCAAACUUUCAAGAUCUCUGCACUCAUCCAAUUCUAGAUUUUUAAACUGCACCAUCGACCAUGCCUUCAGCGGCCUGGCCCCAUGCUCUAAGAUCCCUCCCAAAUCCUCGCUGACUUUUUAUUCCUUUCAGCCACUCCUUAUAACUUAAUUCUCUGACCAACUUUUGAUCACUUCUCUUUAGGACCAAUUAUGUUAAAUGUUAUCUGAUUAUGCUCCUGUGAAACAUUGUGGGCCACGUUACAAUGUUAAAGAUGAUACUGCAACUCAAAGGCGUUAUUCUCAGAGUGAAGGACACAGGGAGGAAGGACUGAUUAGGGGAUGGCCUGUGUAACAUUGGGAAUGCUCAGAGAAUCACUAACUAGACGAAGGGAUCAAGACACCAAGGGUCAUGUCAAAGUGAGUUAUCGAGGUAAACGAUGAAAUGAAUGACCCAGUCAGAAAAGUCUAUCUCUAAUCUAAGACAUUCAACAAGGAAACAGAAGAAAGCUUGAAACAGGAAGCUGGAUGUUUAAUAAAUUACUGUGAAUAACAAUGGUGACUAAAUUAAAUGUAAUAAUCUGCCUGUUUUAUACAACAAUGUAAAGGUAACUUCACUCCAUAUCCAGCUCUGCUGUAUCUGUCCUGGGAAUAUUUGAUAGGAACAAUGUCAAGCUUUACUUUUGAUUUAAUGAAGUAGAGAGAGCUUUAGUUUCAUUUUAAUAGAGUAGAGGCAGCUUCACUGUGUACAUAACCAAUGUUGUACCUGUCCUCGGAGUUUGAUGUGACUGUGUAGAACGAGCUUUACUUUACCUUUAUAAAAGUAGAGAGAGCUUCACUCUGUAUCAAACCCA